CAGUGUCAAUUGGUUCGCCGCGGCGACUUGUUCUCUCAGUCGUCGACGUGUAAACCGGUCCCCGUUGAUUCGUAACGUUUUUCUCUUCGUCGUCGCUCCGUAACUGAUCGGCAACGGUACGUUCGUAUAUUCCCCGCUCGACCUUGUGUGUUUACCAUCUACAUCGAGACGGUUACGACGAUGAACACGUAGGAUCGAAGUCGAUCGGAAACAGGCAACUUCGAUACGAUUCGUUCGCGUCUGCCCGUCCAACGACGACGGGCAGCAGCCAAUCUCGUCCAUCACUGAGAAGUUUAUUAUUGUUGGUGGUCGCUAUCGAGAAGAGCUAUCACGAAACGCGUCUGUUGGUGACGAUUUCGUGCAGUGCAACCGUCGAGCGUGAGACUAACCGCCGAGAAACGUAAUUAAACGUUGCUUCUCGUCGAUUCUGUUCUCUGGUUCGGUUCGGUUCGGUCGCCGGUCGAAACGUCACGUGCUGGUGCCGGACGAGCGUCGUAUGCGAGGGCAGAUCAUACAGUGGACACAGGAGAACGCUGGGAUCGGAUACAUGUAACCGUGCUUCUGCACCGGUGAUCAACGCUUGUGAGACGUGACGUGUUACCGCGUCCCGACGACAUCGAGAAGAGGCUCUUACACGAUUGUGGCUCCCUGGAGAUCGGCGAGGAACGCCAGCGUCGGGUCGCUAUGAUGGAGUCCUUGUGCCAGGUGAACGGCACCAAGACCAAUGGCGGGAACGAGAACAACAGCAGCAACACCAACUCUAAUAACAACCCGGACUGUCCAGAUCCCCAGCAGAGGCUGGCGGUGCUCAGCUUCGAGCAGGUCCGUCGUCUGAACGAUGUGAUGAACGAGGUGGUCUGCAUCCACGGUAGAGGCAACUUCCCCACUCUGGAGGUGCGACUCAGGGACCUGGUGACCGUGGUUCGCAGCAAACUAGAGUCCGAUCCCAGCAACGGCGGUGCUGGAAUGAGGGUACGCGACAUACGUCUGAACGGAGGAGCCGCCUCUCACGUUCUCGCGACAGAGUCCCAACCGUACAACGAUCUGGAUCUGAUCUUCGCCGUGGAAUUGUCCAGCGGACGAAACUACGACAAGGUGAAGGCCGCGGUGCUGGGCUCCCUGUUCGACCUGUUGCCCGAAGGCGUCAGUCGCAAACGCAUCACCACCUGCAGCCUGAAGGAAGCCUAUGUAAGCAAGAUGGUGAAAGUGAACAACGACGGCGACAGGUGGUCGUUGAUCUCCCUAGGUAACUCCCGCGGUCACAGGAACGUCGAGUUGAAAUUCGUCGAUUCUAUGAGGCGGCAAUUCGAGUUCUCCGUGGACUCUUUUCAAAUAGUACUCGACUCCCUGUUGUUGUUCUACGAGUGCAGCAAGCUGCCCAUCGGCGAGAACUUCUAUCCCACCGUGGUCGGCGAGUCCGUCUACGGAGACUUCCAGGAAGCCCUUUAUCAUCUACACAAGAAACUGAUUUCGACGAGGCAUCCGGAGGAGAUACGCGGCGGCGGUCUGCUCAAGUACUGCAAUCUCCUCGUGAAGAUGUACAAACCCUCCCAACCCGACUACAUCAAGACCCUCGAGCGGUAUAUGUGCUCGAGAUUCUUCAUCGACUUUCCUGACAUCAGCCAACAACGCGCCAAGCUGGAAAACUACCUGUGGAACCACUUCGUGGGACCCGAAGAGGAGGCUCUGAAAUACCAAUACCUGCUGCUACUCCAUAACGUCGUGGAGGAGUCCACCGUGUGCCUGAUGGGCCACGAAAGACGACAGACGCUCGCGUUGAUCGACAGUCUAGCCUACCAGGUCCUCUACCAGGAACAGCAGCAACGGCUCACCAGCCAUCAACAAGCGCCACCUGGUCCCCCGGCCACCUACGUCUACGCGAACGGAUACUACUACACUCCCGUGAUACCCACCGCGUGUUACACGUGCACCUGUAACUCGUGGAUGGCGUGUUCGUCGUGAUGCGACCCAGACGCCAACGCCAUCGUCGCCGCUAGCGCAGCCAUCACCACCGCUACGACUACGACCACCCACGCCGAAAUCGCCAGCCCCAAGGGCAGACGUUCACGGCAACCACGCCAUCGUCUCCUCGAGGACGUAACGUCGACCUUGGCCGGCUGUCGACCUUGCGACGCGAUCCUCAGUUGACGCUCGGAGCGGUCCAGCGCUAAGCACACCCAGAGCGUGACGAGGCAGCUCGUCGUGACGGAAGAGAAACAAGCUUUUGAGUAACGGUGCGCGUGUUAUCAUCCGUUGUCGUCGUGGAUCGGUGACAGUGACCAGGGUCGAAAGGAAGACUGACCGCCGAGGGGAGAGAGACGGGAGGGGACGCGAUAUUCCCCCCGCCUAGGGCGUCCGUGGUCUCUUCUAUUUCCUCUCGGACGCGGUGGACGAACGCUCAGACGUCGCGGGGGAGGACCAAACGCGACGGUACCUUGCUACGGUCGCAGGGGAUGAUCAACUGAGAGACUACAAGACUCCAAGCGAAAACGAAUACAAAGUAACAAUUGUGUUGUGUGCCUAGCAUUCGAGAGACAGAAACGGGAACGCAUAUUAUAUCGUAGGCGGGGUAUUCGAAGCGGGGACCUUCUUCCUGGAUCGAUUUCUGACGAUACGAAUCAGAAAAUUCAUCGUUUCUCUCUCUAUGUCUUUGUUGACGAGAUAUUUUUCCACGAUCCUCGGCCGAUUACAUAAUAAACAGAAGUUAAGCUGCUUUUUAACCGAUAUCUCCAGCACCGAAGGUUUAGGUGGCGAAAGGACGGAGGAACCUUCGCGCUUAAAUUUCACAUCAGGAGUCGUUCGAUGGGAGAAGGUUCUAUAUUUUCGUCGAUACCCCGUGUACACACGUAGACGCGCGAAUAACGGGGAUCCUCCGGAGAAGACUCCGGUGGUUGUUCGCGGCGAGAGACUGCGCGCGCGUUUUUUCGGGGCACGCUGCUGCAUGCCCGGAGCUUACGGGAAACAGCGACGCCGCCAAGCGGUGGCGUCACUGUACCGCGAGUCUUUCCAAACGGAACGGAGGAUCCACGGGUUAGAAGAGGAACAACGGAGGACGGGAAGGAAACGGGCGACUCGAUGGAGCACGACUCGCGAGAGAAUCACGACUGAAAACUCACGGAAGCGUCUCACCGGGGCGCUCCGGUCGCCUCCCCUAACUUUCUUUUCCAGAAACAGAAAACAAAAAACGAAAAAAAAAAACGUAAAAAAAAGAUGAUAAACAAAUAAAUAAAAUAAAACAUGAGAACGUUUCGAGGACGCGUACCCCGAGUAAAUAGAUAAGACACGAAGGUAGUGGUGAAUCGCGGAUAGAUGAGAGAGAGAGAGAGAGAGAGAGAGAGAGAGAGAGAGAGAGAGAGAGAAAUAUGGAGAGAAAAAAAAAUCGAAAAAGAAAAAAAUGAAAACGAGACAAACAUUGAACGGGGCGUGGCGUUUGCAAACAAAAAUAUUAUAAAUAUAUAAAUAUAUAUUUAAAUAUAUAAAUACAUGUAUAAAAUCUAUGUAUAAAUAUUAAUGUGUGGCUGUGAACACAUUUCAUCUAGAUACUAUGUAACGUGAUAAGAUUGAAAUCGAGGACGAGCGGCGCGCGCGAUCGGUGCGACACGAAGAACGAGCUUCACGGGCGUGGAGAGGGUGGGAGUCGGUUUUACCCAUUCGUUUGUUUCUUUUGAUACCGGCGCAAACACACGGUUGAACAAACAAUAACAAGUAAACGAACGUCUACACGCGCGCCCACGCUCAGCCGGAAAGAGACGAAAGCCUAUCGCGCGAGCCUAACGACGAGACACGGAAACAGACAAUCUUCCCGGGCUUUUUCCAGGGUCCAUCGGAACGAAGAAAGAGACGAACCGGUCGAAGGACGCGACCCAGAGGAACCCGUGGACGCUUUCUCUGGCGACCCUAGAGCGAUCCUCGCGAGCCUAGUCUCCCGUGGCGGCAACGGCUUGCAUAACUUUCUUUAUUAGCUACCGUAAUUAUUUAAUACUACUGCGAGCGAGAGCUGCGCGCGCGCGCGCGCGCGUGUAGGUGCGCGCGUUACCGAUGAUAUCUUCGCGUGUAUCUGCGCGUGUAUAUGCUCCGUACACGCACAGAGCCACCUCAGCCACGGAUCUCCGCGCUCGCGCGCGUUUCUAUUGCCUACGCGCGCUGUUUUCGUGAGAGAGUAUGCGUCUUAGCGCCCACGUGUGUGUAUGUGUGUGUGUGUAUGCGUGUGUGCGGUACCAGCGUUCUUUAUAUGCGCGUGUCAGUAUCGACUGGUGACCCCGUUAGUUAGCUCAGUCAGUCACUUUGCUCGCUCGCUCGCUCAUCGGUUACUCUAGCCAGGCCUCGCUCGCUCGCUCGCUCGCUCACUCUUCCUUUCAGUUUGCCAGGCGAAAGUAAAGGCCUAAUAAAAAGCCAAGCAAACUGGUUUUUCUGGUAUAUCGCGUGUUAAUGCUAAGGAGAGCCAGGCCGACUGGCGUGCACCACGCCGUGCACCACCGUCCGCUUGUUCUCCGUUGCUCUACUACCACCACCUUCUUCACCCGCCACUACUUGUAAAACCUUCGGCCGCGUUGCGAUCGUCUCGCUUUUCGACUGUCACCAGCUGCGACACCCUCCACGACGACCGUCGUCGACGCUGGUCGUGGCUUCCCUCGGCUCUCACGGCUGAGCAUCCAAUCGAGCCAGCUCGAGAGACACGCGCCACGAGGACGACGGAAACCGCGACCAAGGCGAUGCUCCAGGGAUGUUUUGUAAUUUGGCCAGACGUUGAAGCGCGAUCGAAAGCUCGCAAACGAAGGAGGGUCGACGAUUUUGAUAGCUGCACGGGUUUGGUGGUCCAGUAGCCACGUUAAGAAUUUUCGUUUUUUUUAGGGAACUUUGCUAGAUCCUAAGAGUGCGAGUGCGUUAAGUGAUAUUCGACGUCGGAUGUGUGAGCUCUUGAAAGUUUGAGUGGUGAUCGGUGGAUGAAAGUGUGAAUUCAGUGUCGAAGAUAGCGUCCGAAGACUUGGAAGGUACUCUGGGACCUCAGCUAAUAAUUGAAAUCAAUUUUUCGGUGUUUGCUGAGUGUGGAUGAUCAAUAUCUGGAUGACCGGAGUCGGAUAUCCCGACUGUUAGAAGUUUGAGUAUCAUUGGUUAAAAACUUGCCUUGAAUUUUACAGAUAGUCCCUGAAGAUCUGUGGACUACUUUAAAACUUCAAUUGGAGAUUAGCUGGAGUGUGGAUGUUCAAUGUCAGAAUGAUUAGGGUCGGAUAUCCCCACUCUGAAAUACAUUUACAAGGAUACGUACAUAUACAAAGAUAGAUCUUUACGAUGAAUAUUCCUUGUUCUCUUGUUGGCUAGUCUCUAAAGGCUCUGAAAACAAUUCGAAUCUCCUGCUGGAGGUUUCUUAACGAUAGGAUCUUAAAUAUGCAUGUUAGAUAGAUGUCUCAGUCCGAGUUGGACAUCUCGAAUAAGAAAGUUUCCAGUAGCAUUGCUCGUAGAACAAACUUUUUCCUCGGUACAUUGGGUAGUCUUUAAUUGGACAGCUUCCAACUUCGGAACUACUUGAACUUCGCUUGAAAUUUCCUUAUCAUUAAGCUUUAAAAUUCUUCGCGACUAUUUGAUGGGAAACUCAACAUCAAGAUGAUACGGGUCGGAACUCUUAACCCUGGAAGUUUGAACGAUGAUGUCCAUUAAGUAAAAGUUUGCCUUGAUAGGUUGGAUAGUCCUCAUAAUUGGAUAACCUUACACAACUUUGAAGCUACUCGAAGACUUAGCUCUUUAACACUUUAGUUAGAAUCUUCAACGACGAGACGACUCGAGUCUCAACUGUAGAAACUUGAAUAUUAGUGAACGAAAGGUUGUCUUCUAUGUUAAAUCAAAUCGAAUAACGAUGGCAGUACUUGUAAACUUUAGCUAGACCUACUUUUUAAUCAAAUAUGAAUCGUCAACUUCACGAUGACUGAAAGCGUAAAUAAACUGUUAGUAUUUCAGCUUAGAAUCCUAUAUAAUGGUUAGAUAUUAAUCGUCAAUGUUAGAAUGAUUCUAGUUGAGACUUUUAGUGGAAUUGCUCUCUAACUGAUAAUAAAAUCAGGUCUGUUAAAUAACUCUUAGCCUCGGACGUCUCUCGAACUAUUUGACAUUUAUUCCAUCGAAGGAAGAUGGAUGAUAGACCCCUAGAGCUUUCGAACAACUCUCAAGCUACCUAGAAACUUCUUGGUGUACAUCAGGAUGACUCGAGUCGAAAAUAUCGACUCCAGAAUUGGAAAUAAUGAAAAGUUACACCAUUCAACUUGCAUUAGAAGAAGAGUUUUCAUUCGUCAAUUUUCUUCAUUGACAAACUCAGUGCUCUCGAGGAGUAGUUAUUUGAUUCAAACGUUAUCACAUUCUAAGACAUAGAACUCUGCACGUUCGUUAAAUGUAAUAUCUUCGUAGUAAAGUUGACUCGAGUCGUAGUCCUCAAGUUUAAGACUUCGGAUAAAAUUACAACGUUGGAUUCAGUCUGUGAUAAAAAGGAAACGAUCGAUUUCCUUCGAGUGCUUGCGGAUAACUGCUAAAGUAUCUCCAGCUGAAGUUUCAUUGGAAACUUCGACCCCAAACUUCAAUCCAAGCAGAUGCUCAAAGAAUGGGAUCACUCGAGUCUAAACUGACCACUUUAGAACGUCGAUAUUUGUAUGAUUCCUUUCGUUAACUGAGCAUGGCUCUUCUGACUUGAACGUUUGAAUGAUAGAGUUCGUUCUUAAAAAAUAACCGAAGCUGAAGGAUCGCAAUAUCGCCGGACUAGCAAAGUUCCCUAACGAUUCUGAGCGCGCGUAUCAAACUCGAAAUCGGUUAUAAAGACUCCUUUGGGAGCGCAAAAAGCAUUCGAAGACUGCAGAGAUUCUGUCAAAGUAUUCGUUUCAUGAUUCGAUCGAAGUAGACUGGAAAUAAAAACAGAAUCAUCGAGUCUCCCGUCGUUUCUUCGUCCAGUCUCGUCGAUGCUUCUUUAAUUCCUGAAAGCUUUAAGUAACGUCCUCGACAUCGAUCACCGUCACAAUCUGUCAGUUUCGAUCUAGAUUACCGAUCGUUUUAACCUAGGUGACAGGUUUACGUAUAUAUUAUAUAUAUAGAUACAUAGAUAUAUCAUCGUUGUAUAAAUUAAACGUGUGCGUGUAACCCUUUAACCGGGUACAUUCGAGAAGCUCGCGUCUUUUAUCGCAAACUUUUGUAUUUUUACCGAAAUCGUAUCGCGUCAAUAAAUAUUAUCGAUGAACCGCG
Messenger RNA from Hylaeus volcanicus, 7215 nucleotides. RefSeq names its product terminal nucleotidyltransferase 5C. NCBI's taxonomy places the organism in Eukaryota, Metazoa, Arthropoda, Insecta, Hymenoptera, Colletidae. The record is from RefSeq and is a predicted model, not a curated record. Bases 685 to 1962 code for a protein of 425 amino acids. Gene Ontology annotation, molecular function: poly(A) RNA polymerase activity; RNA binding. The transcript has 2 exons. Gene Ontology annotation, biological process: mRNA stabilization.